Messenger RNA from Daucus carota subsp. sativus, 1728 nucleotides. RefSeq names its product cytochrome P450 93A3. NCBI's taxonomy places the organism in Eukaryota, Viridiplantae, Streptophyta, Magnoliopsida, Apiales, Apiaceae. The record is from RefSeq and is a predicted model, not a curated record. Bases 104 to 1654 code for a protein of 516 amino acids. Gene Ontology annotation, molecular function: oxidoreductase activity, acting on paired donors, with incorporation or reduction of molecular oxygen; iron ion binding; monooxygenase activity. The transcript is spliced from 2 exons.
AUCAAACCAGUUAAACCACGACAAAGAUAAAAUUUGGUGACACAAAAAGUUAACCUAUAAGGUUUAAAUUGCGGAACAUACGAAGCUUACACCAAAGAUUGAAAUGGCUGAUAUUCAAGGCUGGGCACUAUUGUUUUUCAUUUUGAUCAUUUCUACUAUCAUACUCCGAGUGAUAAUAAGAACUCGAGGCAGCUCUAGCCUUCCACCUGGUCCGUUUAGGCUCCCGAUCAUCGGUCACCUGCACCUUCUUGCCCCUAUUCCACAUCAGGCUCUUCACAAGCUCUCGUUCAAGUAUGGACCUUUGUUUCGUAUCUCCCUCGGGUCUAACUCUUGUGUUGUCAUCUCGUCGCCUGAAAUGGCGAAAGAGUUUCUUAAAACGCAUGAAGCGUCUUUGUCAGACCGUCCAAAAACUGUGGCCUCUGUGCACCUGAGCUAUGGUUCACAGGACUUUAUGUUUGCUCCUUACGGGCCGUAUUGGAAGUUUGUGAAGAAACUAUUCAUGUCUGAACUUCUUGGAGGCCAGACUCUUGAUCUACUUCAAACGGUUAGACGGUAUGAGAUUCAGAGCAUGAUCAAUGUAAUGCUCAAAAAGUCGUUGGCUGGAGAGACGGUUAAUGUGGGUGGUCAACUGACAACGCUUACUAACAAUGUGAUUUCAAGCAUGGUUAUGAGAAAAAGGUCGGAGAGUGAGGAGGAAGCUGGUGAAGUGAGGACGCUAAUUAAGGAGAUAUUUGAUAUUGCAGGGAUAUUUAAUCUCUCUGACUAUAUAUGGUUUUGCAAGAAUCUUGAUUUGCAAGGAGUGAAGAAGAGGCUAGUGGAUGUCCGCGGAAGAUAUGAUAGAAUGAUGGAGAGGAUCAUAGAGGAGCACCGCGAUAUGAGGAUGAAGAAAACAGAGAACAGUGAUGCAGAGUAUGCACCUAAGGACUUUCUUGAUCUUUUGCUUGAUAUGCACGAAGACGACAGCUUGGAAAUCAAGCUGAGCAUUGAUAAAAUUAAGGCUAUCGUAUUGGAUAUGUUUACUGCUGGAACAGACACGUCAGCUAACGUGAUUGAAUGGGCAAUUGCUGAGCUAAUUAACCAUCCGGUCAUCAUGGAGAAAGCUAGAUGUGAGAUAGAUAGCGUUGUUGGGAAGAGCAGAUUAGUUGAAGAAUCUGAUAUUGUGGAUCUCCCGUACCUCCAAGCGAUUGUGAAGGAAACUCUCAGACUUCAUCCUACUGGUCCCCUAAUACCGAGACAAGCAAGUGAAGGCUGCACUAUUGGAAACUACUACAUUCCAGCAGAGACUAGAAUAUUUGUUAAUGUAUGGGCUCUUGGCCGCGAUCCAGACUACUGGGAAAAUGCACUUGAGUUUAGACCAGAAAGGUUUAUAACUACUAGUAGUGAAAAUGAAGGGAGUGGAAAGGGUCAGCUAGAUGUUAGAGGGCAGCAUUUUCAUCUGUUGCCAUUUGGAAGCGGACGAAGAGGAUGUCCAGGGACUACACUGGCAUUGAAAAUCGUCCAAACAACCAUUGCAGCAAUGAUUCAAUGCUUUGAUUGGAAUGUAGUAGGAAACACUCCUGUGAAUAUGGAAGAAGGUACGGCCAUAACACUUAGCAGGGCUCACCCCUUGAUUUGUGUUCCAGUGGCUAGGCUCCAUCCAUUUCCAUCCCUUUAGUGGUGGCAUAGCCACUACUGUAUUUUAUGCACGUUAGUUUUAUUAUCAAUGUGAUGUUUAACAAAUUAUUCACU